Molecule: messenger RNA, 1577 nt
Organism: Culicoides brevitarsis
Lineage: Eukaryota; Metazoa; Arthropoda; Insecta; Diptera; Ceratopogonidae
Product: zinc finger CCCH domain-containing protein 11B-like
Exons: 2
Coding region: 146-550 (134 amino acids)
Molecular function (GO): metal ion binding
Source: RefSeq, a predicted model, not a curated record
UCGAAUCGAAAGUGUCAAACAUUGCUGGUACGGAGAAAAAAAUUAUCCGCCAGCACUUUAUUUUUUUUCAUCUCAAAUUCCAUUAGCUUGCAGCAGGCAACAGACAUCUUUCGUCGUCAUCGUCAUCAAAAAAGUCAUCAUCAUCAUGGAAUUACCGAAAAACUUGCAUGAUUGCUACUUUUUCUACUACUCGACGUGCAACAAGGGCAACGCUUGCGAAUAUCGUCACGAACCAGCGGCGCUCGGGCACGAAGAAACCUGCAAGUUAUGGGUCGAAAAGUCCUGUUUCAAUCGUCAAUGCCCGUUGCGUCACAUGAAGAUCGAACGUAAACGCAACCAAACCCCCUGCUAUUGGGAAGAUCGCGGAGGCUGCCGAAAAUUGCAUUGUGUCUUUCAGCACAAAAAUCGUGCGGCACUCCCAAAUUUGACGGCGGGCGCAGCUACUGCGGCAACGGCAAUGCAAGUUCCAGCAGCAGCCCGUAAACCCAAUGUCCCGAUCCAGAUGUCGCCCGUUGUCGUUGACUACCGUCUCGUUCAGCAAAUCUUGUAAAGAGAUGUCGUUGCGUCACCCGCAGUUAAAAAAAGAGUACUAUGCCUGCAGCAGCAAUGAAAAUUAAUCAAUUUUUAAUUAAUUAAUUAAUUAUUAUAAUUCAUAUAUAUUAUUCAAUAUAUAUAAAAUUUAUACAAACACACACAUAAACAUUAAAAAACACAAAAAUUGACCGAACUUCUUUGAAAGGAGAUCAAAAAAAAAAUUUGGUCAAACGAUUUUUUUUUUCGAAACAAAAAUAGAUGAAAAAUUUACAUUUAAUAUAAUUAAACUUAAAAAAAAUGUAACGAGAAACAAACAUAUAGAAAAAAAAACCUUCUCACAUUAGAAUUAUAAUAAUAAUAAUAUAUUUGUAUAACAAAAAAAUAAAUAAAAAAAUGAAGUCGAACCGCAACUGAAGAAAUUUCGCGCUCUAUAACGAUAAACUAUACAGAAAACAAAUAAAAAUAGGUAUCAAUCAAAUUAAAUAAAAAUAUAAUAAUAAAUAAAAAAAUGUACUAAUAAAUAAAUUUAAUUAAAAAAAAAUAUUAAUUUAUGUGGGUGAAGCUUUGCUCUUAUCAUAAUUAUUAUUAUUAAAAUUAUUACAAACAUAUUAUUAAUAAUAAUAUAUAUUCUUUCUAUAUAAUCUUUGUUAUAAAAAAAAUAAUCAAUUUUAUUUUUAUUUAAAAUAUUUACAAAAAUUAUAUUUUGGAGAUUUCGGGGAUUAUUUAUUUAUUAAUUUUAAAUUUUAUUUUUUGCCUUAUAAAUAAUAUUGAUUAUUAUUUUAAUGUGCGUCCUGUUUAUUAAUAUAUUAUUAUGUAUAACAAAAAAACGGAAAAUUCAGAGAAAAAUUAAUAUAUUAUUAAUUAAUUAAAGAAACAAAAAUUAUAUGAAUAAUAAAAAAUAAAAGAAUUUAAAUUUUAACAAUAAUUUCGAAAAAAUAUUUGGACUAAACUAAAUAUAUAUGAUUGAUAUAUUGUUUCAAAAUUAUCAAAGAAAAAAAGUUGAAGUACAUAAAUAGAAGAAAAUUGUUUGAUUUUUAUUAAAA